AUGGCAAGGACAAGGAGUAGGGACAUUCUUAGCAUUGCUGCAAACCCACAUAAAGACCACAAGAGCUGCACAGAAGUCACAACUAUCAACUGUGAUAUACCACCCAGUCCACUGGUGCUCUCAAGCUUUUUGGAUGGAUAUACAGGUGUUAUAGAAUGGAUUACAGAUAUCCCACCCAAUGUGCAUCUGAAAUUACAAGAAUAUGUAUUCCCUGAACACUUGAAAUAUGUAGAGCUGGUAACUGAUUCUCAAUCUAGCAAUGCAACUGUGAGAACUAGAAGGGCACUGGAUGUUGAGGAGCUUGAGACUGACGAGAUAGAGAACGGACGGAAUGUAAAAUUGAUAGAUGUAAACGACAAUGCUCCAGAAUUCCAACAAGCCAAUUACAGUGCUUCAGUAUCAGAGGUUGCUGGAAUUACUUCCACAGUUGUAAAAGUGGAAGCUGAGGAUAAGGACAUUUCACCAGAAUUCAGCAUCCUGACUUACAGUCUUUGGGGCCCAAACUCUGAUUACUUUUCUAUAAGGGAAGGAGAUGGAAACGUCAUGGUGAAAAAACCACUGGAUUACAACGAGGUCAGCUUUUUCAAUUUAACAGUCCAAGCAAAGGAAAAAUUUGGAGACCAGAGUGCCACUGCAUCACUAAUAAUUAAUGUGGAAGAUUAUGAUACAUUGAACCCCUAUUUCAGUCAAUCCACAUACAAUGGGAAUAUCAGUGAAAACCAGGUGGGUCCUCUGGCUGUUCUCCCAGAGGUCUUGGCUCAAGAUGGAGACAAAGGUAUAAAUGAAAAAAUAAUUUACAGCAUCAAGCUAGUGAACCCCCCAGCCUAUAAUAACAGCUUUUCAAUCAAUGAUGCUGGAGUUUUGGAAGUCAAGACCUCAAUUGACAGAGAAAUAUGUCCAAACCUAGUGGUGGGCAUUCAGGCAGCUCAGCAAGACAAGAUUUUCAAAACAGCUGAUGCAGUAGUUCUGGUUACUAUUGGAGAUGAAAAUGACAAUAGUCCAGUACUGUCACAACCAAGUUAUGAUGUCUCACUUCCAGAAAAUUUCCCAAAUGGGAUGGAAGUUCUUCAAAUAACAGCUUCUGACAAAGAUGAGGGAGGCUUCCAGGGAACCCUCAGUCUCACUCCAGAUGACAGUCCCUUCCAGCUGAGUCCAGCUGGGAUCCUAACUGUGAGGAACUCCACGCUGCUGGACAGGGAGAGAGUACCCUCCAUCCACCUACAGGAGACUGCUAGAGAUCAUUUGCCACCUCACCGAAAUGUGAGCUCUCCUAUCAACAUAGUGCUGCUGGAUGAAAAUGACAACAGCCCAGCCUUUACAGGCACACCAUAUAGACGAGACAUUUUCCUCAACAUGACUGCAGGAAUGGACAUUCUUCAGGUUGCUGCUGCUGAUCCAGAUGAUGGUAUAAAUGGAGAGAUAAGCUUCAUCUUAGCUGGUGGCAAUGAAGAUGGACACUUUGAAUUGGAUGCAUCCACAGGACAAAUCAGUUUAAAAACAGUAAUCCCAUUAGGAAUUGACCAGCGUAAGAAGUUUGUCUUGUGGAUAACAGCUACUGAUGGUGGGACCAUUCCAAGAAGUUCAUCAGUGCCAGUAGAAAUCAAUGUAUUUGGAGAUUCCAGACCACAGUUUACUCAGAAAACAUACAGUGUGUCUGUGGAAGAAGAGCUGGAUCCUCCUGUUGAAGUAGCACAAGUCAAGUAUGAGGCUUCAAAUCCCCACAUACUUGAGUUUCGAGUGCUGACGGAAUCUGCUUCAUUUGCCAUCGAUGACAAGGGAGUCAUCUCAACCCAAACCAAACUGGACUACGAAUCCCAUAAAAAUUACACUCUCAAUAUUUCCUUGUCAGAUGGAAGCACUGCUGACUAUGCCACGGUGUUUAUCAGAGUUACAGAUGUCAAUGAUAACAGCCCUGUGUUUGGUACACCCAACACCACCAUUGUCAUCAUGGAGAACACGCCAGCGGGGACCAACGUCACCAGCGUGUCGGCCACAGACGUGGAUGAAGGCUUCAACGGAUUCGUGGUUUACAGCCUGAAGGGUGGAGAAGGAAAAAUGGAUAUUGACAGUUCAGGAUUGAUUUUCCUGCAAAAGGUGCUGGACAGAGAAGAACAAGGCUUCUAUAACUUAACUGUGAUUGCCAGUGACCAAGGCCAACCCGUGCGAUCUACAGCGCUCGACCUGACCAUUGUCGUCGAUGACGAGAACGACAACCCCCCGGUGUUCUCCUCGAGCAGGUAUCAUGUGAAGGUCCCUGAAGACCAGGAGCUGGGAAGUGCCCUGCUGGCACUGUCUGCUACAGACCAGGAUGCUGGGGUCAAUGCUCUUGUAACGUACCGAAUCACUGACCAGCAACCUCAAACCCUCUCUCCGGUGUUCCUUGUCAACUCCAGCACCGGCCAGCUCAGCCUGAGCCAGCAGCUGGAUUAUGAAACCACAAAGGAAUUUGAAGUGAAAGUGCAGGCAUCAGAUGGAGGUCAGACAACAAUGAGCAAUGAAACACUCGUAGUUGUUAGUGUAGAAGAUGUCAAUGAUAACCCACCGGAAUUCAGUCAGGUAGCUUAUGAUGUAUCUGUGUUUGAAAACCAUCUGAAGGGGAGUCCUGUCUACACAUUCAGUGUUGCUGACAAGGAUGAGGUAUGGGCAGUCGAUAAUGUAACAAAUGGGCUUAAUUCAAGUGCCUUGUUCCACAUCACUGUUCUGGAUGUCAAUGAUAACAACCCUGAGUUUCAGAAUCAGCCAUACAGUUUUGAGGCUCUGGAAGGGGAAUACACAUUGAAUAAUCCCUCUAGAGUUGGACAUGUGGCUGCUACUGAUUUGGAUGAGGGAGAGAAUGCACGAAUUACUUAUUACCUGUCAGCUGAGGACGGGGAUAAUCCAUACAGCAUCCAGCAGGAUGGAACCAUUUUGGUCACUGGCUCUGUAGACCGAGAAAGUAAAGACAAGUAUGAGCUGCUCCUGCUGGCAUCUGAUAACGGAGUGCCUCAGAGGCAGAACUUCACACACGUCAGCAUCCGAGUGCUGGAUGUGAACGACAACCCCCCUCUGUUCACAAGGGCACAGUACUCAGCCAGCAUCCAUGUGGCAGCAGCAAAGGAAGGAGACUCUGUCCUGGCAGUGUCUGCCACCGACCCCGACCUUGGCAACAAUGCUGUCAUUUCAUACAGCCUCAUGAACCAUUCUGAUGAUUUCCAUAUAAAUAAUGGCACUGGAGAAAUCUCUCUCAGCAAUAACCUGGGCCACAUCACAGCCGACACAGUUGUUGCUCUGACAGUUGUUGCCACUGAUCACGGAGUUCCUCAGCUUACCUCAAGUGCCUCUGUUAUUCUCUACUUGCUGGUAAAUGACACCAGCUUUGGGCUGACUUUUGAGAGCUCCAGCUACGAGUUCAGCAUCGAGGAAGGCAAAGCCCCAGGGACUGCAGUGGGCUCUGUGAGGGCUCUGACUGGCAGCAUAGCUGUGCAGGUUGGGUACUCCCUGAAAUCCCACUGGGACAAGUUCUCCAUCGGGGACCAAGGAGACAUCGUGGCCCUGGCCCGGCUGGAUAGGGAAGGAGGAGACCUGUACAGCAUCCUUGUGGAAGCUGUGGAUUCUCUGGUGCCACCCAACACAGCUGUUGCUUUGGUAACUGUGAGAGUUGAAGACAUCAAUGACAACCCUCCAGUUUUCUCAGCAUGGAUCCAAACUCGUUUAUCAGCUCCUGAGAAUGAAGCUGGUCUAGACUUGGGCACAUUUUCUGCUAGUGAUCUGGAUAUAGGAGAUAAUGCACUUCUCAGCUACUCUCUGCAAGAUGAUUUUGCUGGAACAUUCCAUAUUAACAGUUCUACUGGCAAGCUGGUGACAAAAAAACCCUUAGACAGAGAAGUGAUGGACAGUUAUGAACUGAAAAUAAUUGCCACUGAUGCUGGCAAGCCACCACAAUCUGCAAGCCUAGUUCUGAGCAUCGCUGUGGAAGAUGUGAAUGACAACCCACCAGUGCUCCCCCAAAAAUCCUACUCUGUGACUGUGAGGGAGAACGAGCCUCCACGUGUGAUUUUGAGUGCAGUAGCCACAGAUGCAGAUAUAGGGUACAAUGCCAUCAUUCAUUACACCAUAACUGGAGAGACAACUUCAUUUCAUGUUGGAGAACUUUCUGGAGAUAUUGCAACCCUUCAGCCUCUGGACUAUGAAAGUCAAUCCCAGUACAUGUUUAUUCUGAAAGCUUUCAAUCCUGGAGAGCCACAUCUCCAGGACACAGCAAACAUUACAGUUACUGUGGAAGAUGUCAAUGAAGAAGGACCCGUGUUUGACCAGUCCUCAUAUUACAAGAUCCUCCCAGACAAUUCUACAGCUGGCACACUGGUAGCAGACAUCAAUGCAAGAGAUGAAGGCAAGGGUUAUGAUGAAGGCAUUUUCUACAGUAUUUCAGGUGGAAACUCAGAAGGCCUCUUUAGUCUUUCCAGUGCCACAGGAGAGCUCAGGUUAACAAGAGACUUAUCCACACAAGCUGUUCCCCUGUACUACUCCCUGAACGUCACCGCUACGGAUUCGGGUCUGCCGCCUCUUUCAACCUCUGUAAAGGUGUCAGUCAUGAUUGCUCCCAUGGAUGUGUCCUUCCCAGUGUUCCUGGAAGAAGCCUAUCACCCUGCCCCUCUGUCAGAGAAGAGCCCCACAGACACGUUUGUUGUGGAGGUCAGAGCCUUGUACAAGCUCCCUGUGAACUACAGCAUCACCUCUGGAGAUGAGAAGGGAUAUUUCAUUAUCCAUCCAUCCAAUGGUAUUGUAAGAACAAGUAAGAAUCUAAAAGUGGAAGACUUUCCAGUAGAUUUCAAGGUACGAGCAACAGACUCAUCUAAUGCUACCAUAUUUAAUGAAGUGGAGGUGAAGGUGGAAGUCAUUGAUGAAAACAAUUUCCCACCAGUUUUCCCAUCUUCUCUACUGGAAGAGAGAUUGCCAGAGCAUUCCCCUGCUACUCAGAUUGUGCAGCUGAAAGCUCAGGACAAUGACACAGGCAGAAAUGGUUUCCUGACAUAUGGCAUUCUCAAUGGACAAGGCCUGAAAUUCAGGAUAAAUGAAACCACUGGAAUCCUUUAUUCCACUGCCCCCUUUGAUUAUGAAGAGGAGCCCACAGAGUAUCAGGUUGUGGUGUAUGCUGAAGAUGAUGGGAUCCCUGAGAAGAAGAGGGGUUACUGCACAGUUGUGAUAAAGAUCACUGACAUUAAUGACUGGCCACCUGUGUUUGACCCAGUGCCUGACUUCAGUGUCCAUGAAAACGUGCCUGUGGGAUUCAUAGUUGGAAAAAUCACAGCAUCAGACAGAGACACAGGAGACAAUGCCUUUGUUCUGUAUCACCUUACAGGUGAGGGAGAGAAUAUAUUUGAAAUAGAUGAAAUACAGGGCAUCAUUAAGAUAAGGAACUCUCCAGACUAUGAAACCAUGAACAAAUACAACCUUACAGUGACUGCAGUCAACAAUAAAUCUGCCCCUUUCUAUCAGGCAGCCAGCCCUGUCAGUGUUGCAGUGAUUGAUGUGAAUGACAAUGCCCCAGUGUUUGCCCAGAGCUCCUAUUCUGCUUCCAUAAACAUGGUGAACCCCGUGGGCGCUCCUGUCCUCACCGUGAGCGCCACCGACCGCGACCAGGGGCAAAAUGGCCUCAUUGAGUAUUACAUCCUCCCGGAUCCCACCGUGAGCCCCUUCUUCCUGAUAGAGGAUUUGAGUGAGGGGAAGAUAAUUACAACUGGAAACCUGUCUAGGUCUGGAGAGAUGCAUUUGACAGUGAUGGCAAAGGACAAAGGUUCUCCUCCUUUAAAUGGCACUGCUGUGGUUACUCUGAGUGUGUUUGACAACCGCCCGUUCGUUCCUCGCCUCAACAAAAGUGAGAUCAGCGUUUCUGUUUUGGAAAACACUGGAGUGGAUUAUUUAAUUUAUAAUUUUGCUGUGGUUGAAACUUCAGGAAAACCGAUUGAUUACACUGUUGUAUCUGGCAAUGAAAGAGGUCACUUUAGACUGGAUCCUGAAAGUGGUGAGCUGAGAACAGCAGUUAAUUUGGACUAUGAGGAAGUUUCCCAGUAUGUGAUUUUAGUUCAAGCAAACAAAAGAGUCUCCUCCGCUGCAGAAGUCCAGCGUUCAGGGCUGUUUGCUGAGAACGCGGCCAUGCUGACGAUCUCCGUGCAGGACGUGAACGAAGAGCCCGCGUUCUCCAGCCACUCCUACUCUGCCCGCCUUCCCAGCUCUGUGCCCUACAAACACCCUGUCAUCACAGUCCAGGCCACAGAUCCAGACUCAGGAGACAAUGGACGUCUGCAGUACAGCUUAGUGGGAGGUCAAACCAACGAAUUUGACAUCAAUGAAAACACAGGGCAGAUUUUUACAGUUUCUGUAGCAGGAAAAGCUGGAACAUUUUAUCUGGAAGUGCAAGCUGCAGACCAAGGCACAAGAAGACUCACAGCCCAGACAACAGUCAGUGUAACUGUUGAUGCCAGUUCCAGCAGCAACAUUGUGACGCUGGUGCUGAAUCAGAAGAUCAGUGUUGUGGAAAGAAAGAGUGCUGAAGUACAAAGGGUCCUGGAAGAGAAACUUGGAUGGGAUGUGUAUGUGCUUAAUAUUUAUUCCAAGGAGUCUGACAGAAAUUCAAGGAGCAGCACUGAUGAAACCCAAAUAAACAUCAUUGCUUUUGAUGAGGCCCACCAGGAAGUACCUGCAGAAGAUGUAAAAAGGAAGCUGCGGGAGCAGAGGGGUGCCAUCGAGCUGGGGCUGCAGCAGGUGUUCUCGGCACCUGUCAGCGCGGCGCUCGCCGAGGCUCCGGCGGCCCCGGCACGCCCGGAGCUCACGGCUGCCAUCGUGCUCGGGGUGCUGCUCGCCGCCACCUGCAUCGCCUUCCUGGCCUACGUCCUGCUGGAUCUGAGAAGGAAAAGAAAGUGUGGGAAACAGGAUUUGGUUAAGAAAGUUGAUAUUAUGGAUGGCAUUGAUAACCCAUGGGCAGAUGACAAAAAUGGAAGUCUGAAAAGCUUAGAGAAACCAGAGCAUGUGAAUAAUGGGAGACCUGAACUGAUGUCAUUUGACAACCUGGAAGGCACCAGAGGAGAUGAUGCUGAAAAAGACGAAAUUCAGGCCCCUGAAAAAGACAAUUACCUGGAGACAGUGCUGCUGGAUUACAAGGGUGAAAGUGAGGAAAAUGGAGCACCUGAAAAAGCUGCUGAAAGUAGAAAUGUGGAGGCCCAGCCCACAGCAAGAUUCACAACAGAACAGAACUCCUUUGCAACAGACACAAACCAGAAGCCAGCUCUUUCCUUAACACCUCAUCCCACAUUGCCUACCCCUGAGAAAGAACUGAAAGGAGUAAAAUUUUCAGAGGUGGCAGUGAUUUUGGACAUAGAGCCCAGAGAUGAUGAGCCUGGAGAUGAUGAGCCUGGAGAUGAUGAGUCUGAAAACGAUGAGUUUGGUGAUGAUGUAUCUCUCUGAUA
This is a messenger RNA of Pyrgilauda ruficollis (rufous-necked snowfinch), 7442 nucleotides long. RefSeq names its product protocadherin Fat 4-like. Gene Ontology annotation, molecular function: calcium ion binding. The record is from RefSeq and is a predicted model, not a curated record. Bases 1 to 7440 code for a protein of 2479 amino acids. Gene Ontology annotation, cellular component: plasma membrane. Gene Ontology annotation, biological process: homophilic cell-cell adhesion. The transcript has 42 exons. NCBI's taxonomy places the organism in Eukaryota, Metazoa, Chordata, Aves, Passeriformes, Passeridae.